CGGCGCCGGCCAGUGGUCCUUUCCGAUGACGGACAUUAACGAGCCCGUCAAAUCCUGGGGAGACGCGAGCCCCGAGUUGGGAGUUCUUCCCCCCGCACAACGUCACAGUCCGAACUGCAGAGGGAAGGCACGGCGGCAGGCAGGCGAAGCCCGGGCGCCGGCACGGAGUUGGGAAACUUGCGGGUCCUAGAAGUCGCCUCCCCGCCUCGCCGGCCGCCCCGCGCCGAGCAGCAAAGUGAGACAUUGUGCGCCUGCCAGCGCCGCCGGCCGCGGGGACACAGAGGGGGCUUCUCUCGCCCUGCAUCUAAUUAGCCGGCACACAAAGGGAGCAGCUGAAUGGAGGUUGUCACUCUCUGGAAAAGGCUGUGAACUUUCUAUGCUGCUCAGCUUUCUGCAUGCUUGGAGAUUUCUGACCGAGCGCUUCCAAUGGACAUUCUCCAGCCUCUCUGGAAAGAUUCUCGCUAAUGGAUUUCCUGCUGCCCGGGCUCUGUCGAUCGUGGCUGCCGAGGAGGCCCUCGGGGGUGGUCUGGUGUCUGCUGGGGGCCUGCUUGCAGAUGCUGCCCGCCGCCCCCAGCGGGUGCCCGCAGCUGUGCCGGUGCGAGGGACGGCUGCUCUACUGCGAGGCGCUCAACCUCACCGAGGCGCCGCACAACCUGUCCGGCCUGCUCGGCUUGUCCCUGCGCUACAACAGCCUCGCGGAGCUGCGCGCCGGCCAGUUCACGGGGUUAAUGCAGCUCACGUGGCUCUUUCUGGAUCACAAUCGCCUGCGCUCCGUGCAGGGGGACGCCUUUCAGAAACUGCGCCGAGUGAAGGAACUCACGCUGAGUUCCAACCAGAUCGCCCAGCUGCCCAACACCACCUUCCGCCCCAUGCCCAACCUGCGCAGCGUGGACCUCUCGUACAACAAGCUGCAGGCGCUGGCGCCCGACCUCUUCCACGGGCUGCGGAAGCUCACCACGCUGCACGUGCGGGCCAACGCCAUCCAGUUCGUGCCCGUGCGCAUCUUCCAGGACUGCCGCAGCCUCAAGUUUCUCGACCUGGGAUACAAUCAGCUCAAGAGCCUGGCGCGCAACUCCUUCGCCGGCUUGUUCAAGCUUACCGAGCUGCACCUGGAGCACAACGACUUGGUGAAGGUGAACUUCGCCCACUUCCCGCGCCUCCUCUCCUUGCACUCGCUCAGCCUGCGUAGGAACAAGGUGGCCAUUGUGGUCAGCUCCUUAGACUGGGUCUGGGACUUGGAGAAGAUGGACCUGUCGGGCAACGAGAUCGAGUACAUGGAGCCCCACGUGUUCGAGACCGUGCCGCACCUGCAGUCCCUGCAGCUGGACUCCAACCGCCUCACCUACCUAGAGCCCCGCAUUCUGAACUCCUGGAAGUCGCUAACUAGCAUCACCUUGACGGGGAACCUGUGGGACUGCGGGCGCAACGUGUGCGCCCUGGCCUCUUGGCUCAGCAACUUCCAGGGGCGCUACGAUGGCAACUUGCAGUGCGCCAGCCCCGAGUACGCGCAGGGCGAGGACGUCCUGGACGCCGUGUACGCUUUCCACCUGUGCGAGGAUGGAGCCGAGCCCACUAGCGGCCACCUGCUCUCGGUCGUCACCAACUACAGUGAUCAGGGACCCCGCGGCGGCGCGAUCACCACCCUGGCGGAUGGCCGUGAGGGGCAGCCCGACAGCACGCUGGAGCCAGCCACUGUGGCUCUCCCUGGAGGCGAGCACGCCGAGAACGCGGUACAGAUCCACAAAGUGGUCACGGGCACCAUGGCCCUCAUUUUUUCCUUCCUCAUCGUGGUCCUGGUGCUCUAUGUGUCCUGGAAGUGUUUCCCCGCCAGCCUCAGGCAACUCAGACAGUGCUUUGUCACGCAGCGCAGAAAGCAAAAGCAGAAACAGACCAUGCAUCAGAUGGCUGCCAUGUCUGCCCAGGAAUACUACGUUGAUUACAAACCGAACCACAUCGAGGGGGCCCUGGUGAUCAUCAAUGAGUAUGGCUCCUGCACCUGCCACCAGCAGCCCGCCCGGGAAUGCGAGGUGUGAAUGUCCCAGGGGCCCUGCGCCCCUGCACUACCAAAUACCACUGGGCAGCAGGGCUGGCCGGUGGGUGCCAGGCUGGGGUCUCCUAGUCUGUCCUCUCAUGCUCCUUGACUGAAACUGUAAGGGGAUCUCUCCCAGAGACUUGACAUUUUAGCUUUAUUGUGUCUUAAAAACAAAAGAAACAAAUAAAACACAACAAAACCCCACCCUACAACCUUCAGGACAGUCUUAAAUUUCAUAUGAGAACUCCUUCCUCCCUUUGAAGAUCUGUCCAUAUUCAGGAAUCUGAGAGUGUAAAAAGGUACCAAUCAUCAAUUUUUUUUGUAAACUAAAAUGUUUAAAAUAAAAUAGCAUUUACAGUUUUUACAGAGUGGUGUAACCUAAAUUCCUUGUUAUUUGUGCUGAGGAGAGAAGCAACUAUUAAAAUGACCUUCCUUGGGGGGUUGGGGGCCCCUGGGGGAGAUCUAGUGGCCAGAGAGAAAAAUCUCCCAGCAAAGUAGUCAGAUUCAAUUAGAAAUGUUAAGAAUCGGGACAAACACAGGUUUAUCACUACAGUAAUCGAGUAAAGACUUAAGCAAUAGCACAACCUUUUGCACUCUUUUUAGGUUGGGGGGUCGGGGGCAGUGAGAACCACUUUAAAGUGAGUGAAAGAUAGAUUGAGGAUGGAACAUCAUUGCUCAAUUUCUUAAGGCAGAGAAUAUUGCAAAUGGCUUUUGAAAGCCCCUGCUAGACAGUUUAUCUUAUGAACAAGAAAUAUUUUUUGUCUAUAAUGUAACCAUCUUUCAAAUGAAAAUCUCAAUCCUAAAUGCAACUGGUUCAUAAUUCUCUGAAACCCCUGAUUCACUAGACUUGGUCACGUUUCUGUCCCCUUUGCUGCCCUCCCUGGUGAAAAAGCGUCCCUCCAGCUCCUGCUCCUUGGAGUCUAGCUGAAAGGAGGGAAGCAGCAUCCAAAUGUACAGGGAGGAAAGCUGUGCUUCCCCAGCCCAGUCCUCAAACUGCAGCAAGCCCCAGCUCCAAGCAGUGCUGGCACACUCCUAGUUAAGAUGGGCAAAGAUGAGCCAAUCCUACCUGGGAGGAAGGGAGAAAGGCCUGCAGGGUAAUGACUUGUAGCCAGGCACAUUAGAGGCAGAUAGGAUCCAGGGAGAGUGGGAGAUCAUCAGUUGGUAAUGUUUGCACAUUACUGAAUCUAGGAAUUAUUAAGGGGAAUAAUAGGAAUAAAUGAAGACCAGUGAGCAUUUGGUACCCCACGAUAGAAAAGCUGUUUCAUUCGAGAUUGCCGUUUUGUGUAAUGCUUGCUUUUCCUGUGUUUCAUUUUUAUAUUCUGCUUUUCUGUGUUCAAAGCAAUGAUUGCCUCUUCCACUCCCUUGCUCCUCAAAGGUUUCAGCUUCCAUCAUUGAGAUCUAAGUUGUUUAUUGAACUAAACAAAUGAGGAGGGGAUGGUAGCAGCGGUUGGUGGAUGUGGGUGAAAAGGAAGGGAAGGAGUGUGUGUUGGAAGGGAGGGGUCUUUCACGAGUUGACAAGCAAAUGUAUGAUUGAAAU
Messenger RNA from Echinops telfairi (small Madagascar hedgehog), 3569 nucleotides. It is a transcript of the gene LRRTM1, whose product is annotated as leucine rich repeat transmembrane neuronal 1. Gene Ontology annotation, molecular function: protein binding. The record is from RefSeq and is a predicted model, not a curated record. The coding region runs from base 465 to 2033 and encodes 522 amino acids. The transcript has 3 exons. NCBI's taxonomy places the organism in Eukaryota, Metazoa, Chordata, Mammalia, Afrosoricida, Tenrecidae.